GGACGAGACGAAAAGCGAUACAAAGCGACGAUGGAGUCCUUGAUCCCCUACCUCGACCGUCACCUCAUCUUCCCUCUGCUGGAGUUCCUCUCCAUCAAAGACCUUCACCCCGCGGACGAGCUUCGCCAGGCCAAGUAUGACUUGCUGUCGCCUACGAACAUGACCGACUACAUUUCCAACCUGUGGAAGGAGAUCAAUGGCAAGGACGAGGUUCCCGAGGAGUUCACCCAGAAGCGCGAGGAGGUUUUGAAGACUCUGGCUAGUCUUGAGGAGGAGGCAAAGAAGGUCCUCGCUGUUUUGGAGAAUCAGGAGGUUGUUGCGGCAUUACGGCAAGACAAGACCCAGAACCUCCAGUACCUCCAGGAGAACCACGGCAUCACCGCCGAGAACAUCAACGUCCUCUACAAGUUCGGUCAGUUCCAGUACAACUGCGGUAACUACCCCGCCGCCGCCGACUUGCUCUACAACUUCCGUGCAUUGUCUACCGACUCUGACCUAAACUCUUCUGCUACCUGGGGAAAGCUCGCCGCUGAGAUCUUGACUGUCAACUGGGAGGGUGCUAUGGAGGAGCUCACCAAGCUCCGCGAUUCUAUCGACCAGAAGGCGUUCGUUGACCCUCUGGUUCAGCUUCACCAGAGAACAUGGCUCAUUCACUGGGCUUUGUUCCCCUUCUUCAACCACGAGAACGGACGCGACGCGCUCUGUGAGCUCUUCUUCUCCCCCAACUACAUCAACACCAUCCAAACCUCAUGUCCUUGGAUCCUCAGAUACCUCGCCGCCGCUGUCAUCACUAACCGUAGCCGUGGACGUAACUCCCAGAACUACCAGAAGCAGAUCAAGGACCUCGUCCGAGUUAUCAAGCAGGAGGGCCACGAGUACAGCGACCCUAUUACCGAGUUCGUUAGCGCUUUGUACAUCCGCUUCGACUUUGAGGACGCACAGAAGAAGUUGGAGGAGGCUGAGAAGGCGCUCAAAAGCGACUUCUUCUUGGUUGCUACCGCUGAGGAGUUCGUUGACGCUGCGCGUCACCUCAUCUCCGAGGCUUACUGCCGCAUCCACCAGAGAAUCGACAUCAAGUACUUGUCUACCCGCUUGAACCUCUCCCAGGACGAGGGUGAGAAGUGGAUCGUCAACCUUAUCCGCGACACCAGAGUAGACGCCAAGAUUGACUUUAAGGAGGGAACGGUGUUGAUGAACCACCCAGCAAACUCGGUGUUCCAGCAAGUGUUGGAGAAGACGAAGGGUUUGAGUUUCAGGAGUCAGGUAGUUGCGCAAACCAUUGCGAAGAGGGAGGGCGAGGCUCGGGCUGCUGCUACUGCUACUGCUACUGCUACUGCUACUGCUACUGCUACUGCUACUGCUACUGCCACUGCUACUGCUACUGCUUCGCAGUGAGUGUAGGAUUUUGCAUUUUGUUGCGCGUUGCGUGUUGCGUUGCGUUGCGUUGCGUUGCCUUGAAUUGGAUUGAUAUGGUUGGAAAAGUUGGCUUUUUU
Molecule: messenger RNA, 1493 nt
Organism: Saitoella complicata NRRL Y-17804
Lineage: Eukaryota; Fungi; Ascomycota; Saitoellomycetes; Saitoellales; Saitoellaceae
Product: eukaryotic translation initiation factor 3, subunit 6
Exons: 2
Coding region: 31-1395 (454 amino acids)
Biological process (GO): translational initiation
Cellular component (GO): nucleus; cytoplasm; eukaryotic translation initiation factor 3 complex
Molecular function (GO): translation initiation factor activity
Source: RefSeq, a predicted model, not a curated record